This is a messenger RNA of Ceraceosorus bombacis, 1963 nucleotides long. NCBI's taxonomy places the organism in Eukaryota, Fungi, Basidiomycota, Exobasidiomycetes, Ceraceosorales, Ceraceosoraceae. The record is from the annotation of a GenBank genome assembly.
AUGAAGAUCAAGGCGCUGACACGGUCGCUGGAUGCGCACGCUCCCGCGCGCAAAGGGGAUGCUGCGCCCACCUCUCACAACCUGGACGACUCUCAACAUCCCUUCGAUCGACCUCGAGAGUAUACGCGCGCUCUAAACGCAUCCAAGUUGGAACGGAUGCAUGCUAAGCCUUUCGUUGGCGCUUGUGAGGGACACUCUGAUGGCGUGUACAGCUUGGCUCUGGACAGCAAGAGGCUGGCUUUUGCUGCGACAGGCGCUGGAGAUGGGGAGAUUCGAUUGUGGGACUUGAGUAGCAAGACGACAAUCAAGAGCUACUAUGGGGCUCAUAGGGGCAUCAUCAGCAGUCUCGUGAUUAGUCCAAUCUCCUUUCCAUCCGGUUUGAGCUUUGCAAGCGAAGGGUCGACGAGAAAUUCUAGAUUGAGUGGGAGGAGGCUACUGAGCGCGGGAACCGACAGGGUUGUGAGAAUGUGGGAUGCGGAUCCCGAAGCGAGCAGGUUUGGGGGCGGCGAUGAAGCGCAGAGAGGCGAUGCCGACGAAGAUGAAGAGUUGGAGCUGACUGGCGCAGGCAGUAUUCGCGGGCCGAAUUGGACACAGAAGGUGGAGCAGGUGAGUCAAAGUGUGGCGGUGGGGGCGCUCUAGGCAAGGGUUGGGCGUCCUUGCAUGCUUGAGAGACAUGCGCGGCGCGCCACGCACUCUUUGCUGACACAGAUAAUGUUUCAUCUGGCUCAUGCGCGGCGCGGGACCACUUCAGGCCCUUUCCUCUUGGACCUCGCCCACGGCGCUCAACUCCCUCUCGCAUCACGCCAGAGAUCCUCGCUUCGUCAGCGCAUCUUCAGCCAUCCAGUUGUGGGACAUUACGCGCGGCAAUGACUCUGCAGAAAGAGAAAGCGGAGCGCUGAGGACAAUGGAGUGGGGAGCUGAGAGCAUCAACUGCGUUAGAUUCAACAUGGCAGAAACAGAGGUGUUGGCUAGCGCAGGGAGCGACAGAGGCAUUGUGCUUUACGACCUCAGAAGUGCUAGCCCUUUGACCAAGAUGAUCAUGAGUGUGAGUGGCAGUAAAUCUGCGAAGGCGUAUGCGCUCGGCCAAGCGUGACUUGAUCAAGCUCAUGGCAGCUGGCAUCUCCGUUUUGACCUUCAUCUCGAUAGAUGAGAGCAAAUGACAUCGCUUGGUCGCCCGUGGAACCGACUACCUUUGCCGUAGCUAGCGAAGAUCACAACGUCUACACUUUCGAGUGAGUCGACACGUGAUAGAUUCUCAUCACUCCGAGUAGACGAGCUGACGCGCGAGGAUACGCAUCCUCACUAUUUACCUCAUAAAGCAUGCGCAAUUUGAAGUCGGCCACUCAAAUUUACAAAUCUCACGUCGCCGCGGUGAUGUCAGUGUCUUACUCUCCGACAGGUCAAGAGCUACUCUCUGGUUCUUAUGAUCGGACACUACGCCUCUGGAACGUGGGAAGCGGAUCGCGUUCGCGUGACACCUACCACGCCUCUCGAAUGCAGAGGAUAUUCUGCUCCUCCUACACUUACGACAAUCGGUUUGUGCUCUCUGGGUCAGACGACGGUAAUCUGCGGGUCUGGAAGACCCGAGCAAGCGAGAAGCUGGGCAUCAAGAGCGGCAAAGAGUUGGCCGCUAUGGAGUAUAGAGACAAGUUGAGAGAAAAGUGGAACAAGGUUGGAGAGGUGGGCAAGAUCGAUGCGCAGAGGAGACUGCCAAAGGCCAUUACGAGCGCGAGGAAGCUCAAGGGUACCAUGCUCGAAGCAGAGAGAGUCAAGGAAGAGAGGAGAAGGAAGCACACCAAGGUGAGUCGCAACUCGCAGCUCUUGCAGCGAGGCGCUAGCGCUGUGAAAAGCGAGCCGGAUCGGGAUUGAUCUGCAGAUGCUGACAUCGCUUUCUGCUUGACAGUCGGGUCAACACAAGCCAAAGGCGGCACGAAUGGCGGCCAUUCUGGCUCACAAAGAAUAA